AUGUUUUCGAAAGUUUUCGACUGUAACAUUGUUAAAAUUCGAAAUCUUGCUCUACCUACAGAGGUUCAAAGUGGCGACAAUAAUUAUGUGUCACCCUGUAAGUUUGAGACGAUUAUUGAAGGAAGUACCACCAAAACUCUCGGAAUUAUUUUUUUGUGAAGCUGUAUAUAAAACGUGUAACUCAAAGAAACAGGAAGGAUAUGAAAUGUUAUGCCAAAUGUAUAGAGAUUUCUUGAUACGAUCAGAUUUUUAUGGAGAUUCUCCAACUCUUCGAAAAGACAAUACGUUUGAUGUUCGGGAAAUAGCCAUGUUUAUGAUUGAAAUGAAUCGAAGAGGUUGGUCAAAAUAUUUUUUUGUUAGAAAAAUUCUGAAAAAACAUUUUUUUUCAGGAUUUCUCGUGUAUGAAAAGGAAACGUGA
This is a messenger RNA of Caenorhabditis angaria, 418 nucleotides long. The record is from the annotation of a GenBank genome assembly. NCBI's taxonomy places the organism in Eukaryota, Metazoa, Nematoda, Chromadorea, Rhabditida, Rhabditidae.